CAAAGGCUGCAGUCGGGUAAGUGAAGCCCGCCUCCGCGACAACGGAAGCUCAGCCUCCGCGACAACAGCAAGCGAGCAGAUAGACGUACUGGGGGCGAUGCUGCUUCGCCUUCGUCCCAUGACCGCGGCGACCACCACCGUCGUCCUCCCCCAUCUCACCCCUCGCCUCUCCUUCUUUUUCCGCUCCUCUCCCUCGCUUCUCUUCUCCUCGCCGAUCACCAACCUUCGCCUGCCCCGCCGGAGAAUCUUCCCGUCGAGAUGGAGCCCUCGCCGGAGUCUCACCACUGCCGCCUUUUCCGCCGGAAAAGACCGGAAAGAUCAUGCUGAAAUGAUUGAAGAACGAUAUGAUGUCAUUGUAGUAGGGGGAGGGCAUGCAGGGUGUGAAGCUGCACUUGCAUCUGCUCGUCUUGGUGCUCGGACUCUUCUUCUUACCCUCAAUAUAGAUCGUAUAGCAUGGCAGCCUUGCAAUCCCGCAGUUGGUGGUCCUGCAAAAUCCCAAUUGGUGCAUGAAGUAGAUGCUCUUGGUGGUGAAAUAGGGAAGAUUGCUGAUAGAUGCUACUUACAGAAGCGUGUUCUGAACCUUUCAAAAGGCCCUGCCGUUCGAGCAUUGCGUGCUCAGACUGAUAAGAGGGAAUAUGCUAUGGAAAUGAAAAAAGUUGUUGAAAGCACCUCAAAUCUUUUCAUCAGAGAGGCUAUGGUCACCGAGAUCUUGGUAGGCAAGAAUGACAAUGUGGAAGGUGUUCGGACAUUUUUUGGCAUGAACUUCUAUGCUCCAUCUGUUGUACUGACAACGGGCACAUUUAUGAGUGGUAAGAUUUGGGUGGGUAGAACAUCAAUGCCUGCAGGACGGGCUGGGGAGUCUGCUUCUCAUGGACUUACUGAAAGCUUGCAACAUCUGGGUUUUGAAACUGACCGUUUGAAGACUGGAACACCUGCACGAGUUGACUACCGCAGUGUCGACUUCUCUGGUUUGGAACCCCAGUAUGGUGAUGAAGAGGUCAGUUGGUUUAGCUUUGAUCCUGAAUACCAUAUAGAAAGAGAACAAAUGUGCUGUUAUCUGACCCGUACCACAAAAGACACCCACCAGCUUAUUAGAGACAACUUGCAUGAAACACCAACUUAUGGUGGAUGGGUAGAAGCAAAGGGGCCAAGGUAUUGCCCGUCGAUUGAAGAUAAGAUAGUGAGAUUUCAAGAUAAAGAUUCCCAUCAAAUUUUUCUGGAGCCUGAGGGCCGAAAUGUUCCUGAGCUUUAUGUGCAGGGAUUUUCAACUGGUUUGCCUGAGAGGCUGCAAUUAGCUCUCUUACGAACAUUACCUGGACUUGAAAAUUGUUUGAUGCUGAGACCUGCCUAUGCUGUGGAAUAUGACUACUUGCCUGCUCACCAGUGCUCCAGAUCCCUUAUGACAAAGAAGUUUGAAGGGUUGUUCUUUUCUGGUCAGAUUAAUGGAACAACAGGCUAUGAAGAAGCUGCUGCUCAGGGUCUUAUUUCAGGAAUUAAUGCUGCCAGACAUUCAUAUGGGAAAUCUGUUAUUAUUCUUGAGAGAGAAAGCAGUUAUAUAGGUACUCUAAUAGACGAUCUUGUUACUAAAGACCUACGGGAGCCUUACCGCAUGUUAACAAGCCGCUCAGAACACCGAUUACUUCUUCGUGCUGAUAAUGCGGAUAGCCGGCUAACACCUUUGGGAUGGGAGAUUGGUUUGAUAGAUGUCAGGCGUUGGAAUUUUUACCAAUCUAAGCAAGCUCGUAUUCUGGAGGAAAAAGAACGCCUAAAGGCUGUGAGGGUUUCUGGUGGUGAUUUUGCUGCUGAGGUUUCUUAUUUAUCUGGACAACCGGUCAAAGACUCUUCUAGUCUGGAGAGCCUUUUAAAGAAACCACACAUACAAUAUAAAGUUCUUGACAAGCAUGGUUACGGAAACAAGCUUUUGUCCAGGAUUGAGAAAGAGUGUGUGGAGAUUGAUAUAAAAUACGAGGGCUUUAUUGCACGUCAGCGGAGCCAACUUCAACAGAUUGUUAAUCAGCAACAUAGGAGGCUCCCUGAAGACUUGGAUUACCAUUCAAUAAGAACUUUAUCUCUAGAAGCACGCGAGAAACUUUCUAAGGUCAGGCCACAAACAAUAGGCCAAGCAAGCAGGGUCGGUGGUGUGAAUCCUGCAGAUAUCACAGCUCUCCUAAUUUACCUAGAAGCCACUUGCAGGAAGUCCACUGAAAAGAAAAGACAGGAGUUGCUGAGAUCCAUUUCAACUGAAGCCGAUGGAACUGGCUCUUCUUUAUCCACAGCUGCACAGGCCUAAACAGAUGCAUACUUAACGUCCUUCAUAUUCUAUCAUCUCUUAUACAGGUAUGCCGCCUCAGAAGAAAUAUUUGAGGGCGGUUAUGUUUCUUGAACAAGUUUGAUACUCUGGGAUAUCUUUUUAUUACUGCCAGGUGAUCAAAUACAUUUCACUGCAUGAUCUUCCAUCUUCUAUCAGUUGAUGAAAUUUGUUCAGGUUAAUAGUUCUCCAGUCACAUUUUGAUUGUAUUUCCCAGCUGGCAAGACCUGGUAUAAUAGCCUAAAUUUAUUGAGUUAUUACUGACAGGAAAUGCUUACUUGGUUCCUUGGUCACUUUGUUUCUGUUUUUGAAGAUCACGUGUACUUCAAUUAAUGUACAGAAAAGACAGUUAAUCUUAUUUUUCCCGCUCAUUCUUUCCAAAUGUAAAUUUUCUCCUUCAUUGCGCACAAAGCUAUAAAACCAUUUAAAAGGCUCCUGUAGUUAAGUUGCUUGUUCAACAUUUGUUGUGCAAAAGCUAGAAAACCAUUAUUUAGAAGGCUCUUGUAGUUUCUUGUUCCUUAUUUUAUUUCUUUUGACAGCUGCUGCUGCUGUUGUUGUGCACGCAGCUACAAAACCAUUUAAAAAGCUCCUGUAGUUGCUUGUUCCA
Molecule: messenger RNA, 2915 nt
Organism: Elaeis guineensis (African oil palm)
Lineage: Eukaryota; Viridiplantae; Streptophyta; Magnoliopsida; Arecales; Arecaceae
Source: RefSeq, a predicted model, not a curated record